Messenger RNA from Odobenus rosmarus divergens (Pacific walrus), 1082 nucleotides. It is a transcript of the gene AK2, whose product is annotated as adenylate kinase 2. Gene Ontology annotation, molecular function: AMP kinase activity; ATP binding. Lineage: Eukaryota; Metazoa; Chordata; Mammalia; Carnivora; Odobenidae. Gene Ontology annotation, cellular component: cytoplasm; mitochondrion. The record is from RefSeq and is a predicted model, not a curated record. The coding region runs from base 77 to 802 and encodes 241 amino acids. Gene Ontology annotation, biological process: ADP biosynthetic process. The transcript is spliced from 6 exons.
CGCGGCGAGCUAAACUGGAAGCGCUGAACCUGCGAGGUGUGUGCUGGCGGGUUGAGCGGAGAGAGUCUUGGCGGCCAUGGCUCCCAAUGUCCCCGCGUCCGAAGCGGCCCCAGAGUGUCCUAAAGGCAUCCGGGCCGUGCUGCUGGGGCCGCCCGGGGCCGGCAAGGGUACCCAGGCACCCAAAUUGGCCGAAAACUUCUGUGUCUGCCAUUUGGCUACUGGGGACAUGCUGAGGGCCAUGGUGGCGUCUGGCUCAGAACUGGGAAAAAAGCUGAAGGCCACUAUGGAUGCUGGAAAACUGGUGAGCGAUGAAAUGGUAGUGGAGCUCAUUGAGAAGAAUUUGGAGACCCCUCGAUGCAAGAAUGGUUUUCUUCUAGAUGGCUUCCCUAGGACCGUGAGGCAGGCAGAAAUGCUCGAUGACCUCAUGGAGAAGAGGAAAGAGAAGCUUGACUCUGUGAUUGAAUUCAGCAUCCCGGACUCUCUGCUGAUCCGAAGAAUCACAGGAAGGCUGAUUCACCCUCUGAGUGGCCGUUCCUACCAUGAGGAGUUCAACCCCCCAAAGGAACACAUGAAAGAUGACAUCACUGGGGAACCCUUGGUCCGCCGAUCAGAUGAUAAUGAGAAGGCCUUGAAAAUCCGCCUGGAGGCCUACCACACUCAGACCACCCCGCUGGUGGAGUACUACAGGAAACGAGGGAUCCAUUCUGUCAUCGACGCCACCCAGACCCCUGACGUUGUGUAUGCCAGCAUCCUAGCGGCCUUCUCCAAAGCCACAUGUAAAGACUUGGUUAUGUUUAUCUAACGUUGGGUCCAAAAAGGAAUUUCUUUGUUCCUAUCCCUGUUGAGGGACUGGGUGGGAAUUGCAGAGCAGGCAGAGGGAAGCUUCCUCAGGCCAGCAAGAAUACCAUUUGUUGUACCAAUUAAAAAAGCACUUGCUUGAUGUAUCUUUAGCGUGUGGGCAACUCUCAUCUCAUCUGUGUGUGUGUGUGUGUGUGUGUGUGUGUCAUUGGUCUAAGUACAUGUAUACUCUUCCUUCUUUCUAAGGUACAGGCAAGGUUGCUUUACCAGCUGUUUACUUCUUU